This is a messenger RNA of Oryza brachyantha (malo sina), 2353 nucleotides long. RefSeq lists its product as uncharacterized. The record is from RefSeq and is a predicted model, not a curated record. Lineage: Eukaryota; Viridiplantae; Streptophyta; Magnoliopsida; Poales; Poaceae. The coding region runs from base 165 to 1925 and encodes 586 amino acids. The transcript has a single exon.
UUCGCACCACAUCAUCCCGCAAACGCCGCGGCCAAACAAACCAGCCAGGCCACCCUUCUCCUCCUCCUCCUCCUCCCGCGCCGCGCGACCAGCUCGAACGGAUGCGAGGCCACGCCACGGGGCCCGAGUAGGGAGGGAGGGAGCCCCCCCCCCCCGCCCCGGCAAUGGCGGCGCACCACCCGCCGCACCACGGGCCCGUCGCCGCCGGGGACGCCAAGAAGACCCACCUCGGCGACCACCUCUUCCUCCCCAAGAAGCUCGUCGGCGGCGCCGGGCCCUCGGCCGUGAAGCUCGCGCUCGUCUCCUUCCUCGCCGUCAUCCUCGUUCUCGCCGUCGACCUGUCCCUCACCGGCGCCGGCGCGCACCGCCGGCUGAGGCACCAGUACCAGCAUUACCUCGGCGACGGAGGGGAUGGCGCGGGCGGGGGCGGGGACGGAGAUGGCGUGGCCAAGGAUAACGCGCUUCCUUGGCUGUCCGUGCCGGACCCUUCCAACUUCACGGAGGAGCUCCUCGCUCGGUGGCUGACCCCCGGGGGUUCCCCGUGCCGCGACUCCCGUACGGCCAACAUCUCCAUCCCUGUUCUUGACGACGACGCGGCGGCGGGCGAGGUGACCGCGCUGGGCUCCGCCGAGAUCCACGAGUUCACGUUCUGGGCGCUGGACGACGCCGGCCAGCGGCGCUGCCUUGGCGGGGACUUCUUCGAGAUUGAUCUCUCCGGGGACGAGUGGAAAUCGCGGCCCCCCGUCGUGGACCACGGCGACGGCUCCUACUCCUUCCGCCUCCAGGUCCCGCCCCGCUUCGCCGAGGGGGAUUUCCACCUCACUAUCAUCCUCCUGUUCCGCAGCUUUGAGGGUCUCAAGUUCUCCUCCCUGAGGUUCAAGUACCGCGCCGAGAUGCGCCGGAUUCCUCUCCUAUUCCGACCAAGCAACUCGUCGCUCUCGCUCCCGGCAUUGGAGACUUGCCGCGCCGCCGACUUCGCGCGCGACGUGUGGUCCGGCCGCUGGACGCGCCUAGCCAAGAACGACAACUGCGAGGAGGUGGACGACGCCGGAAGGUACCGGUGCCUGGAGCCGGAGCACCCAUGCGAGGCGCCAUGGUGCGCUGGCCCACUGGGCGCGCUGGAGAGCAACGGGUGGGUCUACUCGGCGCACUGCUCGUUCAAGCUCUUCACGGCCGACGCCGCGUGGCGGUGCCUGGACGGCAAGUGGCUCUUCUUCUGGGGCGACUCCAACCACGUCGACACCAUCCGCAACCUCCUUACCUUCGUUCUCGGCGUCACAGACACGUCCGUCGUGACACGCCGGUUCGAUGCCGUGUUCACGAACCCCAGCGGCGGGCCGGGGACUGUGAGGAUCACGAGCAUUUUCAAUGGCCACUGGAACAUGAGCAUGAACUAUCUCGGUCUGCAUUCCCUCCGGAACAAGGGGUUCAGGCAGCUUGUCCGCUCAUACUUCUUGGCCGAUGACCAUGUCCCGGACAUUGUCAUACUGAACUCCGGUCUGCACGAUGGGUGCUACUGGACCAGCAUCCGAGCAUACGUGCAGGCUGCUGAGUACGCUGCAAAAUUCUGGGCUGGAAUUAUGGCUGAUGUAGAAGCGCGUGGGCAUGCCUCGCCGAGAGUGUUCUACCGGACGACCAUUGCGACUGGCGGGUAUGCUCGAGACCUGGCAUUCAAUCCCAACAAGAUGGAGGCGUUCAACAGUGUGCUCGUCGAGAAGCUGAAGCGUCAUGGGGUGCUCAGUGGUGGGCUGAUCGACAACUUCGAUAUGACCUUCCCAUGGCACUACGACAAUCGUUGCAAUGACGGCGUUCACUAUGGCCGUGCACCGGCGAAGUUGGUAUGGCGGGAUGGCAAGGUUGGGCACCAGUAUUUCGUGGACCUCAUGCUGGGCCAUGUGCUCCUCAAUGCCAUCUGCAAUGGAUGAAGAUUUCUGCUUCCAUGCUCAGUAAGUUCAUGCGGCUUAAUUGUGUAAACUAGAGUAGGAUCCUCAGGGAACUGAAUUUGAUUAGACAAAAUUACUGGCAUUGAAUCAGUUUCAGUUCCUGAUAUCACGUGUACAUCUGAUAUGGGGGUGGGGCUUAGCUGAAGCAUGUAUAGUGAGACGUCUGAUCUUUCAGCUAUGUUAGUUGGAUCUUGCCCUAGUGGGCGAGGAAGACCGGGUUCGACCGGAGCUAGCUAUGAGCGAAAAUCAAGUUGAUGUAAAUACAUAACAAGGCUGUUUGAGGAGGCUUAAUGAAUAUACGAAUUUAGUAGGUUAUAUUGUAUUGUGUGUUCAUAGUACUUAGUAACAUUCAGUUGCAUAUUAUUAUUUCUGUGGUUGCAUGUAUAGAAAUGGUACAUGGUUGAGUGACU